CGACCCUUGAACGCAGCACACGUCACACAGGCGAGAAACGAACAGCUGAAUUUUCUCCCACAACUCAGGAGAGAUAUUUCUUAACCUUUUUAAACAGUUUGACAGUUUCCCCAUCAAUUCCCCCAAAAGCUACCGGACAAAAACUGACCACCAGAUAAACUUUUGGGGUUAGCCCCCCCCCCCAUCAGCGACUCUUCACCCGACCAGCUGUGGUUCAGGAUCAGCUCCGGUACAAGAAACCAACCACAUAUAACUCAUUUUAUAUGGAGGCUGUUUUGAACCGCAAACCAGAGGACUUGGAGGAUUACUACGGGUUGUUAGGAUGCGAUGAACUGUCCUCGACCGAACAGAUUCACAACGAAUACAAGAUCCGAGCCUUGGCCUGUCACCCAGACAAACACCUGGACGACCCAGGAGCAGUGGCAGAUUUCCAAAAGCUGCAGGAGGCCAAAGAGGUUUUGUGCAAUGAAACCAAAAGAAAGAACUACGACCUUUGGAGAAGAAGCGGAGUUACGAUUCCCUUUCAUGACUGGCAAGCACUGAAUGACUCUGUAAAAACUUCAAUGCACUGGGCCGUGAGAAAUAAGAAGGAGCCGAUGUUGGAGGCCUCGAGAGCAGAAAUCCCAGUCGCUUCCCCAGCAGAGGACGUUUGUGCUGAACCAAAGAUCUCGUCAGACGACGCCAUGCCAUCCUCAAGUGAUUUCUGCCACCGACGUUUCCGUUGGGCUGCUGACUCCCCGUCCAGUCUGCUGCGGCGGUUCAGAAACUAUGAAAUAUAAUAAACAAAUCAACAGUUUUAAUUGCUGUUUAAAUGUUUGUGUGUUGUUAAAACUCUGCUGUGAGUUCUUGUGAAUGUUGUCUCGCUGUAACGCCACUAAAACGUCCUUCCAGCUCUAAAUGUGUCCGUUGCGAGUAUGAAAUACUUUGUAAACCAAAAAUCAGAGAGCUGCUUAUUAAAGUAUAUGAAUAAUUUAUUUUCUUAUUAGUCUUUGUCCGUCGUUCACCAGCACACAGUGGAUCCUGCCUUUAAUGCUGUAAUGUGUCUUUCUGUGUGUCAACUUUAUGAUGUUUGAAACAUAAAACUGAAACAUGUCAAGUACAUUAUUUUGUUUAUGUUUAUUUUUUUUAAAACAAAUAAUAUCCCAUAUAUCAUGUUUGAUGUUGUAAAGUUAUUUUAAUGAAUCAAAUGUCAGAUGAAACCCUUAAAUCACGUCAAACCUUUUCUGUAAUGGUAAAAUGUAGUUUGCCAAAGUUUAAGUGUUUGCAGGUUUCAGGAGGAAGGAAGUUCAGUUCCUGCAAUGUGUUCACAAAGUGUUCAAACAACAAUGGAAGAACGAACUGUCCCAGUAAAAAUGGCUGCCGCACUGAGUGUCUUUACUUGCUGUAGUAAAAAACAGAAUUUUAUCAAUGACACAGAGGUUGGUUCACCUCAAUAUCCCAGAGCUGCAACAUAAUUAUAGCUUUUAUCAUAAGAAACAUGAUCAGCAUUUGGAGCAUAUUUCCAUUUUACAGCUGUAAAGUAAAUGGUUGGUUUUAAAUCAGUGGUUCCCAAUCUGGGGGUCGGGACCCCCACUACAGGUCACCAGAGCUUCACAGGGGAACACAAGGCCUUCUUGGUUUUAAGGGGUUGAAGAAAACCUAAAAAAUACACACAGUAGGCUUAUAUCUCAGCUUUUUUAAAUUAAAUUCUGUAAAUAAAACUAAAUGAAAUAGUUUUUUUUCUUUCUAAGUUAUAAAUUAUUAUUUAAGAUAUAAACUUUGAAGACAUGAACACAAGCUGAAUUCACAGAGCCUUUAACCUCUGAUAAACAUCCUCAUCCUGUAUUAGAAAAGUUCCCACAACCAAAGAGCUGAUAGCACAAGGAGAAUAAAACACUGAAUUUGUCAAAUAGAAGCCUUUUAAGUCUGAAUAAUAGUUAAAAAAACAAACAAAAACAUAAUAUACAGUUCAUAUAUAUUUAUUUACAGUUACUUAAAACAUAUCUGAAUAAAUGAUCUGCUCAAAAUUCAUCCAAAUCAAUCAUUGGACACAAACGUGCUGCAGUCACUGAGUUCUCUGUUUGGGUUCAUUGUACAGUUUAUAAACUGUUAUUGUUAUAUUAAAAUAUGUCACCCAGUCAGGGGCCCUUAAAGAAAAAGGUUUGCUGUAAAACUCUGUGAUCUUUAAACAUCCAUGUCUUUAAAUAGUAUUUACAAGAUAAGCACUGAACGAGAUACGGUAAAAUAAGUGAGAACGACUGAUAUGUUUUCUUAUCUGAAUCUGAAGGUUAAACUCCAGCUCACUUUCUUAAUUAACCUUUUCUGAAGCGAAUACAGCCUAGAAAUUAAUUAUGAACUUAGGAAUGAGUUAAUAUGUGUUCAGUAUAAUUACAGUGACUUUGUAUUUUUAGCAUUGUGCUUAUUUUAAAUCAAUAUUUAACAGAAACCUCCCGUAUUAAGAGAGGCCGGCUUACUUUAUAAAUGGAUCUCUGAGGAACAGUCAGAGUUACUUAACUAUUAAAACAUGAUUGUCUUUUCAUUUUAUUGUUGUAUUUUAUAUGUAAUUUUGCAUCUCAUGUGAGCUGUUAUGUCUUUUAUUUAUGAUGUCUUAUUUAUUCUCCUGUACAGCACUUUGGUCAACUUUGGUGGUUUUAAAGUGCUUAACAAAUAAAGUUGGAUUGGAUUGGA
This is a messenger RNA of Dicentrarchus labrax (European seabass), 2667 nucleotides long. RefSeq names its product DnaJ (Hsp40) homolog, subfamily C, member 12 (gene dnajc12). The transcript is spliced from 5 exons. Gene Ontology annotation, cellular component: cytoplasm. The coding region runs from base 264 to 779 and encodes 171 amino acids. The record is from RefSeq and is a predicted model, not a curated record. NCBI's taxonomy places the organism in Eukaryota, Metazoa, Chordata, Actinopteri, Moronidae.